GCCACUACACAUUCGUUGUGAACGUUUAACCGUUUAGUGCGGCCCCGCCUCUCACCACAGUGCUUGCUAGGUUGUUACCAGGCAGACAACGUUUCCAACAUGGCAGCGCCGAGCAACGCAGAGCAAACGCAGUUGCAAGAUAUGGAAGAAGAAGAAGCAGGGAUGGAAGAGAGAGAGAUGGAAUCCGAUGAAGAGGAAGAGGAGGGCAUGGGUGUAGAAAAUUCAGACGACGAGGAUGACGAUUCGUCGGAGGAUGAGAAAGAAAAUGAAGCUGAAAUCCAGCGGUUGGAGGAGCAGCUGUCGAUCAAUGCUUUCGACUACAACUGCCACGUGGAUCUUAUCAAACUGCUUAAGCAGGAGGGAGAACUUUUCCGUCUGCGAAAGGCAAGGCAGAAGAUGAGCGAACUUUUCCCUCUCACCGAAGAGAUCUGGCUGGACUGGCUUAAGGAUGAGAUCCGUCUGACAGAAGAGGAGUCAAACCGGGAGAAAGUAUAUGAGCUAUUUGAGAGAGCUGUAAAAGACUACAUCUGUCCAGAUAUCUGGCUGGAAUACGCCCAAUACUCGAUUGGUGGCAUGGGGUCACCAGGUGGGAUAGACAAGGUGAGAGCUGUCUUUGAGAGAGCAGUGACAGCUGUAGGGCUUCACAUGACCAAGGGACAGACGCUGUGGGAGGCAUACAGAGAGUUUGAGAAUGCUAUUCUCUCCACAGUGCAGCCUCCCCCUGGCAGGAUUCCCGGCCGUGAGGAGCAGGAGCUGCUGAACGCUCAGCUUGAGCGAAUCCAUACACUGUUUCGCCGCCAGCUGGCGGUUCCGUUAAUGGAGAUGGAAACCACAUAUGCAGAGUAUGAAGAGUGGGCUGAACACGGAGUUCCUGAAACAGUCAUACAUCUGUACAAAAAGGCUUUGCAGCAGAUGGAGAAAUGCAAACCUUUUGAAGAAGCACUGCUGGUAGCAGAACCUCCUAAACUGGCAGAAUAUCAGGCCCUCAUCGACUUUGAGCUAAAGGAGGGCGACCCAGCCCGGAUCCAGAUAACCUUUGAGCGGGCUCUGGCAGAGAACUGCCUGGUACCAGACAUGUGGGCAAAAUGCACCACAUAUUUUGACCGUCAGCUGAAGAUCAAAGACUUAGUCCUUUCCACUCAUGAACGCGCUGUCAGGAACUGUCCCUGGACCAUGAGUCUGUGGAAGAAGUACCUGCUGGCUCUGGAGAGACAUGGAGCUGACCAUCAUACUGUGUCAGAUGUUUUUGAGAAGGCGUUGAAUGCUGGCUUCAUUCAAGCGACAGAUUAUGUGGAAAUUUGGCAGGCAUACCUUGACUACCUGAGGAGGCGUGUAGAUUUCAGUAAAGAAUCAAGUAAAGAGUUGGAAGAGUUACGAGGAGCCUUUUCUCGAUCUCUAGACUACAUGAAACAAGAUGUUGAAGAAAGGUUUGGUGAAAGCGGAGAUCCUUCUUGUGUCAUCAUGCAGAUUUGGGCAAGGAUAGAAGCCCUCCACUGCAAGAACAUGCAAAAAGCCAGAGAGCUGUGGGAUAAUAUCAUGACCAAAGGGAACGCCAAAUAUGCCAACAUGUGGUUGGAAUACUACAACCUUGAAAGAUCUUAUGGGGAUCCUACUCACUGCCGAAAGGCUCUCCACAGAGCGGUGCAGUGCACCUCAGACUACCCUGAACAUGUCUGCGAGGUCCUGCUCACCUUUGAGAGGGUAGAAGGUUCUUUAGAGGAUUGGGACGCAGCAGUGCAGAAGACAGAGACACGGCUAAACAGGAUUAAUGAGCAGCGAACAAAGGCAGCUGAGAAGGAGGCCAACCUAGCUCGCCAAGAAGAGGAGAGAGUUGAGCGGCGGCGGAAAGCCAAGGCAGAAAAGAAGACUCAGAAGAAGACUGUAAAAGGAACACGAGCUGGAGAGAAGAGGAAAGCUGAAGAAGAUGAUUGUCAGGAUGAAUGGAACGAGGACUUUGCGCCUAAAAGGCACAGAGGAAAUGUUGACAAUACCACAGAUGAGCACAUGGAGACUGAGACUGGACUCCUUGGGAGGAAUGCUUCUCCUGGAAGUAAGCCUACUGCUUCUGGCACCAAAAAAGCAGUGAUCGCAGCCCAGAGGCAGAAUGAUGACAAACCAGAGCUUCGUGAUGACAGCACCAGUGUGUUUAUCAGCAACCUGAUGUACACCCUGCAGGAGCCAGAGGCAAAGCUAAGGACACUGUUUGAGACCUGCGGUCCUAUCAAACAGAUUCGCCCAAUCUUCAGCAACAAAGGAACCUUCAGAGGUUACUGCUACGUGCAGUUUGAAUCACCAGUAUCGGUCUCUGAAGCCCUGAAGUUGGACAGACGGGAGAUGGAGGGCAGGCCCAUGUUUGUGUCACCUUGUGUGGACAAAAACAAAAAUCCUGAAUUUAAGGUAUUCAAAUAUAACACAUCACUGGAGAAACACAAAAUCUUCAUCUCUGGGCUGCCGUUCUCAUGCACUAAAGAGCAGUUGGAGGAAAUCUGCAAGACUCACGGCACCGUCAAAGAUGUUCGUCUUGUCACAUAUCGCUCAGGAAAACCCAAGGGUCUGGCAUAUGUUGAGUUUGCAGAUGAAAUCCAAGCCUCUCAGGCAGUCAUGAAAAUGGAUGGCACGGAUGUGGAAGGCAACAAAAUCUCUGUUGCUAUAAGCAACCCUCCUCGUAGAAGCCAAAUGGAAAAGCCUGGUACCAGCAGGCCUAUGACAGACAUGCCUCGUCAAGUCUAUGGCUCGAGAGGAAGAGGCCGCACCCAGCUCUCCUUACUCCCUCGUUCUUUGCACCGACAAACAGCGCCCGUAGGCAAAGUGGAGAACGGGACCGCAGCUGAGCGAGAUCAGGUGACGGACAGCGCCGCAGGGAAUGCAACAGGAGAGCCGAGACCUUUGUCAAAUUCAGACUUUGCCAGGAUGCUUCUCAACAAGUGAAAGAAGAUGAGCAGAGUUAUGACAGCCUUCACACUGAAAGCCAUCUUGUGUCCUUACAAAUUAUUGUUGGUGAUUAUUCUGUAAUUGGUUACCUGAUUGUCCCUUUAAUGUCAGUCACUUCCUCAUCGUUCGUUCUGCGAGAUUGCCUUAAUCGCUUCUGAAUUGCAUCACAAACUCCCCACAGCUGAGAUUUUCCCUCCGUGUGACAGAUUGUUUUUGUUGACUAUGUUUAAAGGUGGCUGACAGGAUAUUUUAUUAAAAAAAAAAAGUGUAUCAUAUUUCUGUGUAAAUAUACUGUAUGUAAAGUUGUUAGCCUUUUGUUCCAAGUUCUCUGCUUUUGUUGUGGAUUGCUAAAGGGAUCUGACUGAAGAUUAUUGGAGUGUUUUUUUUUUUUAAUAUUCAAAGCAGCCAAACUUGUGAAUGUUUUAAAAAGCUAUAUGCAAACGUUAAGAUAUGGUGUAAUAUAGUUGGUAUGUACAUAAAGUGGAUGUGAUACAGUGACAUUCUCCAGAUGUUUUAAGGACCUAGGACUUUUGUGGUAUAACUUAUUUAGAGGUCUGAGGACACGGCUAAAAAAAACUAGCCAUGUUUGUUUUUUCUGAAGGUCUCAUACAGCUAAUUCAUUAGUUUUGCUUAACAGCCUCUCUAAGUCACCAUCUGAUAUCAGUCAUCAGUAUUAUGUUACUACAUAGUACACUGAAAGUUUCUAUUAGUAUUGGUUAACUGGCUUUUUCUUUAUGGUUAUUUACAAUAUGAGAGCUGCCCUCGUGUCACACUGAUGAUUUUCCGAUUUUAUUUAAAGAAUUAUUCCAAAUCUACUGUCGUAUUGGUUAUUUGUUUCCAUAAUUUGAAUUAUUGCUAUGUCUCUUCUGGAGCAAAACGUGCACAAAUAAUUCUGCCCUGCUUUCAGUUUGAUUUGUGUGUCAUGGCCCAAAGGACACUGAAGGUGUCUUAAGUGGGAUUCUACUGAUCCUGUAGAUGCGUGUUUGAGUAUUUUGGUGGCUAGACACAAUUCCUUGCUGGUGUGUCUGUGUUUUUGUUUAGUGCUCUAUAAAGUCCACUUGUUAGUCCAACAAUCUGUGAAUCAAAGUGUUUUCAUCAUUAACUUUGAGCCAGAAUGUCAAGUAUAUCUCCAGUGUCUGUAAAUGGAGAACUUUUGUUAAGGUUGAUUUUAUUACCUGAGCAGUUAAUUGGGAAAAUAGUCUUGAAAUAAAUUGAUGAUACAACAUAGUUGCUAUAUGCAGCCAUUCACAAGUUCAAUAAAAUACAAGUGUGAUACAUGGUUUAAAGGUGAAUCUAAACAAUUGUUUUCUUUUUGGUAUUUGGAGCGGUGUCUUUCAUGUCAUUCUUCUGAAAAAAAAGUGUUAAAUGAGCUUUUCAGUAAAGCUAAGAAAUGAAGCUACUGUUGUCAUAUGUGUACCUUUAGGUCUGUUCUCUUUGAAACAAGAGAAACGAAUCUAUGCAGUUUUGUUCCAUGUUUUCCCAUAUGAGGGGAUGAAGAGUUGUCCAGUCAUCAGUCUGUAAAUAGUGUUCAGAGAUAAAAGUUUCAAAUAGGUCACCAUAGUUUGUAAUUAAUAAAUCCAAAUUCAGAUUUUCAGAACAGAUCGUAUAUAUUACUCUCACCGCAGUGCCCUAACCUCAAAUCUAAAAGUCUCUAGAAGUCAUUAGUUUUAUGUCCAGUGCAAAGUUAUAUCAUCUGCUGUUUUUGUAUCAUUUCUAUGGUUGAUGUUUUAAAUUUGGAAUAUAGGUAAAGAUUUUUUUUUUUGAAUAUUAGUAUGUAUUUAGCCGUUUUUAAUCUCUCCUUUUCUACCUUUGUGACUUUGGUUCCUCAAAAAUGAGCCCCAUUCUCCCUGUUUUGGUCUUGAUUUAAUAAAAUCCUGUAUGUCAUAGCUGA
Melanotaenia boesemani (Boeseman's rainbowfish) is the source of this 4822-nucleotide messenger RNA. RefSeq names its product spliceosome associated factor 3, U4/U6 recycling protein (gene sart3). Gene Ontology annotation, molecular function: RNA binding; protein binding. The transcript is spliced from 20 exons. Gene Ontology annotation, biological process: RNA processing. The record is from RefSeq and is a predicted model, not a curated record. NCBI's taxonomy places the organism in Eukaryota, Metazoa, Chordata, Actinopteri, Atheriniformes, Melanotaeniidae. Bases 100 to 2928 code for a protein of 942 amino acids.